AUGGGGCCUCUAUUUUUCGCACUAUUUUUCAACGAUGUUACAUUACUGUUGGAUGUUGGCGUAAAACUUGUGUACGCCGAUGAUUUGAAGCUUUAUAUGCCGAUACGAUCCAUCGAAGACUGUCGCCGAUUACAAGAGCUCCUGGAGGUAUUCAUCCUUCCAGAAACAUUCGCAUCCCAGCAGCAGCUACAGCAGCACACGACGCUGACAAUAACUUCAAACGAACCGUCACGUCAAUAUCAUCAUCAGUCGAACAUCGCGAGCGACACCAUCCAUCAGCAUCACCACCACCAUCAGACCUUACCACGGGCCGGAAAAUCCGCUCCACUGCCUCCGAUUCGUUCGUCGAGCAACAAUGCUUCCUCAUCGCCUCCGCUAGCCAUAGGCCCCAGCCAAGUGACUGUCAUUUCCGGUUCACCCGGCACUGGCUCGACGCUUCCUCCUUCAGCCCAGUCGACAGCUCCACUUACUUCCAUUCUUGUAAAUAAUAGCAACCCCCAUCAUCACCACAGUCACCACCAGCAGCGCCAUCAACAGCAGAACACAGCCGGAACGGUAGCCAACAACAGUAACAUUAUUACAGUGGAUUUGGUGAACUCGACGAAUCCGAAACAUUCCGCCGGCGGCGGUGGCGCAGGUAGUUCGUAUAGUGCACAUAGCAACAAUUUUAUCGGUAGCAGUAGUUUAGCAAAUACCAGUGGCACCCAUCAUCAUCACCACCAUUCGCAUCACCACGCGAGCCCGGGUGGAAGCGGGAGUACCGCCGGAACCUUAGCCAAUCCAUGCCAACCGUCGGCAUCGUCGUCGUCGUCGGCAGGACCUUCUACUUCGGCUCUCGGGGCGAGCACCGCUCCCGGCAGUGGCUCGACGUUGAAGAAACGUGUUCAGAUCCAAGAGGUGACCGUAUAG
Molecule: messenger RNA, 909 nt
Organism: Sabethes cyaneus
Lineage: Eukaryota; Metazoa; Arthropoda; Insecta; Diptera; Culicidae
Product: hepatocyte nuclear factor 6-like
Exons: 2
Coding region: 1-909 (302 amino acids)
Source: RefSeq, a predicted model, not a curated record